Molecule: messenger RNA, 2772 nt
Organism: Condylura cristata (star-nosed mole)
Lineage: Eukaryota; Metazoa; Chordata; Mammalia; Eulipotyphla; Talpidae
Gene: SCLY
Product: selenocysteine lyase
Exons: 15
Coding region: 7-2772 (921 amino acids)
Molecular function (GO): protein binding
Source: RefSeq, a predicted model, not a curated record
GUGUACAUGGACUACAACGCCACCACCCCCCUGGAGCCCGAGGUCAUCCAGGCCGUGGCUGAGGCCAUGCGGGACGCCUGGGGCAAUCCCAGCAGCCCCUACCCUGCAGGUCAGAAAGCCAAGGAGGUCAUCGCCACGGCGCGGGAGCAGCUGGCCACCAUGAUAGGCGGGACUCCGCAGGACAUCGUCUUCACGUCGGGGGGCACCGAGUCCAAUAACCUGGUCAUCCAGUCCAUGGUCAAGUGGUUCCAGGAAAGUCAUGCAUCCGGGGAGGCCCCAGCGGCCGCACCCCACUUCAUCACCUGCUCAGUGGAGCACGACUCUGUGCGCCUGCCCCUGGAGCGCCUGGCCAAGGAGGGCACAGCCGAGGUCACCUUCGUGCCGGUGUCCACGGCGAGCGGGCAGGCGGAGGCCGACGAUGUGCUGGCGGCCGUGCGCCCGGCCACCUGCCUGGUGAGCGUCAUGCUGGCCAACAACGAGACGGGCGUGAUCAUGCCUGUGCCCGAGAUCAGCCGGCGCGUCCAGGCCCUGAACCAGCGGCGCGUGGCCGCCGGGCUGCCGCGCGUCCUCGUGCACACGGAUGCCGCCCAGGCCCUGGGGAAGCGGCGCGUGGAUGUGGCGGACCUGGGCGUGGACUUCCUGACCAUCGUGGGCCACAAGUUCUAUGGCCCCAGGAUCGGGGCGCUGUUUGUCCGAGGACUCGGGGAACUCACCCCUCUGUACCCCAUGCUGUUCGGAGGUGGACAGGAGCACAGUUUCCGGCCAGGGACGGAGAACACCCCGAUGAUCGCCGGGCUCGGGAAGGACCAAGAUGCCUCUGGGGUCUCCCCCCUGCAUCUGGCCGCCCGCUUCGGACACCCGGUGCUGGUGGAGUGUCUGCUCCGGGAGGGUCACGCGGCCACCCUGCAGACCCUGGAGGGGGCCCUGCCGCUGCACCACGCUGCCGUCGGCGGGGACCUGACCUGCCUGAAGCUGCUGGUGGCGGCCCACGGCAGGUCCCUGCAGUGGCAGCGAGAGCGUCGGGCACCUGCUGACCAACCUGAACAGACGGUCCCUGUGCCUGUGCGCAUCCGGGGCCGGAGGCGGCGGGGGGGGAGGGGCGCCCUGGUCCGGGAGACGCCUCCCCCCGGCCACCCCCACCGCGAGCCUCUGGUCACCGCUGUUGGGAGCCACGGCCAGGGGACAGGGAUAGAGACGGAGGAGGAGACCCUGGAUGGCCUGGCCACGCUGCAGCUGGACCGGCUGCCCUCCGGCGACCUCGACGGGCUGGUGCCCACGCAGGAUGAACGUGGUCGGCCCAUCCCAGAGUGGAAGCGACAGGUGAUGGUGCGCAAUCUGCAGGCGCGCCUGGGAGCGGACCCCGACCCGGACGAGGUCCAGGCGGCGCCCAGCACGCCCGAGCAGCACCCGCCUCUGCCAGCCACACACAAGUCAGGAAGUGCAAGAGGAGCCGUCUUGGGCGGGGGCUGCAAGCAGGCACCGUGCGACCACCCAGUUCCGCUGGUCACAGCAGCGCAGCUGACCAGGAUGAGUGGCCGGUGCGCGCAGGCCACGCUGAGCCCCUGGGCAGCCUGGACACAGCCACCGGCCGGCUGCUGCGGGCUGAGGCUCGGGCUGACCACCAGUCAGGGCCCCCCAGGACUCCCUGAAGACCGCCCGGCUGGCCCUGCGGGCGCCGGAGGAGCGCAGCGGGCGCUGUCGAAGCACAAGCGGGCUCCGCCGGCCCCCGCCAGUCCACUCCGGGUACAGGAGGCCACAGCCUUCGGGGCUGCGAUCGCUGCACGCAAACGCCCCGCCACUGUGGACGAAGCCCCCAGUUUGCAAAUAACGGCCCCUCGCAAAGAAACAGACCGGCGCCACGGUCACGUGCGUCUCACCGAAGCCGUCGCCAAGGCGCCAGACCGCAGGCGGGACAGCGCUCCGCUCGAGUCCCGCCCGAGCUUCCCUUCCACGCAGGGCGCCCAGAGGGACGCGCACCUGCGCAUCCUCGCCGGGCCGUGGGGCCGGGCUCCGGAGCAAAGCUGCGGGCACAGCCACAACCCGAACCCGACGGCCGUGGCACACGAUGCCAGCAGCCGCCACGCAGCCGCCAAGUGGCACGGGGCGGAGGAGCCGUUCCGGGGGUCCCCGCCGAAAAGCGCUGGCCGAGAAGCGGGGAGCGCUGGGGCAGCCCUGCAGCGCACGAGCACGCCCUCCCGGCCUGCAGCUGCCCCCCAGGAAGCCAUGGAGGCACUGGGGGGGCUGCUGGCCCCGCGGGAGGCCGAGGGCACUGCGCAGGGAGCCGCCCCGGCCCCCGCCCCCGCCCCGCUGCAGGAAAGCAGCGUCCGGGCCCACGUGUCCCCCGUGAAGGCGGCGGCCAGCGCGGGCGCCUGGAGGGCCGCAACGCUGACCCAAGGCUGCAAGAACCAAGUCCCAGCUUCCCCCAGCUGGGGCACGGCCUCUGGGUCCAGCAGCCGCGGCCUGCCCGCGGGCCGUGUAGAUCCGAGCAGCGAGCCAGGAGGUCGAGUCGCGGCCUCAGACGCGGCCUCGAGCUGUCCCGGCGCUGGCCGCGGCGGGGCUGUCCACCCUCCAGGCCGGGGCGGCCCCGCGACGCACCCCAGGGCCGCCUGGACUGCCCGCGCGUGGUCACGGCCGCCCCCCACCCUGCCCCGCACGCAGGCUCCGGGCUCUGGUGGUGGGGCGCGGCCAUGGGCAGCAGUGGCCUUGGCGCAGGGACUGCAGCUCCCAGGAGGCCUCGCGGCGCCCCCUGGCCUGGCGCCUGGGAAGUUCUGA